AUGGCGACAAACAACAUCCACUGCAGCGGAGACGGAACCACGGCUGUGGUUAAUAUGCAAGUAGACAUCGUUCCGGAAGCAGAUGUUUUACGCGACGCCGAGGAUCGUCAUUUGAAGCAUGGAAGAGGAACUGACACUGUUCUCAUUCCACAGCCUUCGAACAAUAGUGACAAUCCGCUCAACUGGGCACCUGCUUGGAAAUUCGAAUCCUCGCUAUCGAUGGCCAACUUUCUCAUUGUUCCGUUCUCGAACAACUUCGGGCGCAGAUUGACCAGUAUAUCUUUGGGGGUCCUGACGUUCCUAACCGUUCUCUGGGAGGUUCUCGCUACGUCCCAUAAGGCUUUCCUCGCAGCGCGUGUGGUCAACGGCCUUACGACUGCUACGACGGAGAGUAUUAUGAUGCAAGUGAUUGCAGACAUGUUCUUUCUGCAUGAGAGAGGGUUGUGGACCGGUAUCUAUUUUACAUCCUACUUCGUUGGUUUACUUUUGGGACCAGUGAUUGCGGGUAACAUUGCAGAAAAUUUCUUCUGGCUAUCUUUGGGGCUUGCAGCCUUCAACAUCGUGACUCUUGUAGUAUUCUUCCCGAGACAAAAUACCGGCGUUCAGGGACGACCCUCAGAGAGGAAAACAGAAGCCAUAGAUGAGCCAACACCAAUAACAAAUACCGAGAAACACGACGCCAACGAAACAAUCCAAGCAUCAAACGACACCGAAGCUACCGAUAGCAAUUCACAAACCAGCAAGGGACGACCAUCCAAGAACCAAUUUAAGCUCUUUCAAAAGCCCGACCCUUGCUGGAAAGGCUUUCUAAUCCGCGACAUCCUCUCUCCCAUCCGCGCAUUCUUCUACCCCAAUAUAUUCUGGGCCGGCCUAAACGUCGCAGGGCCAGCGAAUCUACUCCUCUUCUUCAACCUGACUGAAUCCGCCGUGCUAGCAGCGCCAUCCUACAAUUUCUCCUCGGGAGCUGUCGGAUAUAGUAACUUUGCCUUCUUUGUCGGUGGAACGAUAGGUCUUCUAACCGCAGGACCCUUCUCCGACUGGGUAGCGGACCAAGCCACACGUCGGAACCGAGGCAUUCGAGAGGCACAGAUGCGUCUUCCGGCCUUGAUACCAUUUUUCAUCACCACAGCUAUCGGGAAUAUUAUCAAGGGAUUAGGGUAUCAACGCCAGUGGUCGUGGCCUAUUAUCCUUGUUUUCGGUUACGGUCUCACCGGGCUCAGUGUCACUACUGUGCCCACUAUCGCUGUUGCUUACGCGGUGGACUGCUAUAAGCCUAUGUCUGGGGAGAUUAUGGUCGUUGCUACGGUGAUUAAGAAUACGAUUGGGUUUAGUAUGAGUUAUUGGUUUACGCCUUUGGGUGCGAGGAAGAGUCUUAUUGCCCCUGCUAUGGUCGAGUUUGCGUUGACUAUGGGACCCAUGUUACUUGCUGUUCCAUUGUACUUUUGUGGUAGAAGGCUGCGGAGAUUUACUAGGAACUCGACGUUCCAUCAGUGGUCUGAGAUGUAA
Aspergillus pseudotamarii is the source of this 1506-nucleotide messenger RNA. RefSeq names its product putative MFS transporter. The transcript is spliced from 6 exons. Gene Ontology annotation, biological process: transmembrane transport. Lineage: Eukaryota; Fungi; Ascomycota; Eurotiomycetes; Eurotiales; Aspergillaceae. The record is from RefSeq and is a predicted model, not a curated record. The coding region runs from base 1 to 1506 and encodes 501 amino acids. Gene Ontology annotation, molecular function: transmembrane transporter activity.